AUGCUUGUAAUCGCUGUCCUAGCGCGCGUCGAGGGUCUCGACAACACGGAAACCACUUUCCAGACCGCCAGUCGGGCUAACUCCAACUGCACGAUUGCUAAGGGUGGCGAGAGUCACAGCAAUAAGAAGGGUGGCAACACCGAUACCGCCGACAAAGACGAAGAGAGUGCAACAUUUCCCAACAUGUAUUCUCUAUUCAAAAAGACAAAUCCCGCAUUGGCAAAGUCAUUGACAAAGAAUACCCGUGCCAUCGCACAGGUCCAGUCCAUGAAAAAGAACACGGCCUUCGUCAAUAGCAUCAAAAACGAUCAUGUUCUAAAGCAGCUCUCGACUGUUGUAGUGAAGAAUCCAGGCGCGCUAACCAUAGGGAAACUCGAACGGAUCGGAUCCGUCGUGGCCAAACGCCAAGGUGUAGAUAUCAACAAAGGGGAAACAUUCCAGAAGAUCGCGUUUGCCAUCAUUUUCCUGGGGCUGAUUGGUUUGGGCACGGUUCAGAACCACAGCAGUGGUUAA
Messenger RNA from Phytophthora nicotianae INRA-310, 513 nucleotides. RefSeq lists its product as hypothetical. NCBI's taxonomy places the organism in Eukaryota, Oomycota, Peronosporomycetes, Peronosporales, Peronosporaceae. Bases 1 to 513 code for a protein of 170 amino acids. The transcript has a single exon. The record is from RefSeq and is a predicted model, not a curated record.